Saimiri boliviensis boliviensis (Bolivian squirrel monkey) is the source of this 3615-nucleotide messenger RNA. RefSeq names its product F-box and WD repeat domain containing 10B (gene FBXW10B). NCBI's taxonomy places the organism in Eukaryota, Metazoa, Chordata, Mammalia, Primates, Cebidae. Gene Ontology annotation, molecular function: protein binding. The record is from RefSeq and is a predicted model, not a curated record.
AGGUAGAGUUGUGAGAACUGGUCUCAUUUCUAACUGAUUCCUAUCCUGCAUUCUGACUCUAAUCUGUGACUGCCAUCACCAACCAAACCCCAGCAAUGGACUCCAUUACUUUUCUCUGGUUGUGCCUAGUCUCCUGACCUGGGCAUUAGAAAGGCACACGAUAUUGCAAACCUUUGGGUUUUAUCUAUGUUAGUAAUACUUUAGUAACAGUAACAAUAGCAUCAACAACUGAUCUCAUAUUUAAUGCAAUCCUAGAAGGUAGUUAUCAUUUUCUUAUCCAUCUUUAUCUUCCCCAUCCUCAUAACUAUGAUGGAGACACUGAGGCUCAAGAGAGGACAGGUUGCUUGCUCAAGACCGUAUAGCUCCUAAGUACCAGAGUCCAUGUUUGAACCUAGUCCUGCCUGAAGUAGGAGAAUUAUCUCAGCGUGACUUUGAAACUCUUUCUGUGAGCUGCCCAAUAUUUUUUGCCUGAGAACUUUGACUGCAGUGAGAUUUCUGGUUAGUAUUCUGAAGCAGUUAAAUAAAUUAUAUUAAACAUUUCUGGUUUUACUUUGAUGAUGACUUUAGAAAAUGAAUAUAAACAUAUUUAGCAUCAUUGGGACAGCCACCUUGUAACCGAACAGAUAUAAGAAGUUUGCAUUUUUUCUUAUAUUCAUGAAUAUUCAGAAGCCAUUAAUAACAAUAAUUAAAGCACAAUAUCAUUAAUAGUCCAUAUAUUAUUUAAAUUUGACUAACGGUAUUCUUGUUUUUCUAGAAAUGAGAUGACCAGCUCUUUCAGAAUAUACAGCAACUGCCUCCACAUAAAGCAGUGCCAGGUUUAGGAGAUUUACGAUGUGCAACCCCAAAUUGCUGCUCACUGCUGCCAACGUGAUCAGAGUCCUGUUUCUGAGAGAACAGAACAAUAUCUCAGGGCUCAAUCAAGACAUCACAGAUGUGUGUUUUUCCCCCGAGAAAGACCACAGCUCCAAGUCUGCGACCUCGCAAGUCUAUUGGACGGCCAAAACUCAGCACACGUCCUUUCCUUCAUCCAAAGCCCUAGAAAAUGAACACUUGCUUGGGGCAGCAUCUACCCCGGAGGGACCGUCGAGGCGUUCACUCCAGUGUAUUUCCGAGAUGAACUGGCUGUUUUCUGAAAAAGGAGACCUCACUGAGCCAGGGUUCGAUCCCUGCAGUCUGUUGGUUGACCUGGAUGACAUCAGAGACCUGUCUUCUGGGUUCAGCAAAUACCGAGACUUUAUCCGUUACCUGCCCAUCCACCUCUCCAAGUACAUUCUAAGAAUGCUGGAUAGACACACCCUGAACAAAUGUGCCUCUGUGAGCCAGCACUGGGCCGCACUGGCUCAACAGGUCAAGGUGGAAUUGUCAGCGCACGGCUUCAUUCAGAACCAGAUUGCCUUCUUGCAGGGGUCCUGCACAAGAGGAAUUGAUCCUAAUUACGCCAGUAAAGUUUCUAUCCCAGUUCCUAAUAUGGUCGAUGACGGGAAGCGGGUGCGUGUGAAACCUCAGAAGUGGAAGCUGAGAACGAAGAAUGACUACAACCUGUGGACUGCAUACCAGAACCAGGAAACGCAGCAGGUCCUGAUGGAGGAGAGAAAUGUUUUCUGUGGGACCUACAAUGUCCGCAUUCUCUCUGACACGUGGGAUCAAAACAGAGUCAUCCACUAUUCCGGGGGAGAUCUGAUAGCUGUGUCAUCUAAUCGAAAGAUCCAUCUCCUGGACAUCCUGCAAGUAAAAGCAAUCCCCGUUGAGUUCCGAGGCCAUGCUGGGAGUGUCCGAGCCCUCUUCCUGUGUGAGGAGGAAAACUUUCUCCUAAGUGGGAGCUAUGACCUAAGUAUCAGAUACUGGGAUCUGAGAAGUGGGGCUUGCACACGAAUCUUCAAUGGUCACCAGGGGACUAUCACUUGCAUGGAUUUAUGUAAGAACAGGCUUGUAUCUGGAGCAAGAGAUUGCCAGGUAAAAGUGUGGGAUGUAGACACAGGGAAGUGCCUGAAGACAUUUAGACACAAAGACCCCAUCUUGGCCACCAGGAUCGAUGAUACCUACAUUGUGAGCGCGUGUGAGCGAGGGGUGGUAAAAGUGUGGCACAUUGCCACGGGCCAGUUGGUAAAGACUCUCAGUGGCCAUGAGGGAGCUGUGAAGUGCCUGUUCUUCGACCAGUGGCAUCUCCUCUCGGGAAGUGCUGACGGCCUGGUCAUGGCCUGGAGCAUGGUGGGGAAGUAUGAGCGCUGCCUGAUGGCCUUCAAGCAUCCCAGGGAGGUGCUCCACGUGUCCCUUCUCUUCCUCCGGGUCAUCAGCGCCUGUGCAGAUGGCAAGAUCCGAAUUUACAAUUUCCUCAACGGGAACUGUAUGAAGGUGAUAAAAGCCAAUGGCAGAGGCGAUCCUGUGCUGUCCUUCUUUAUUCGGGGCAACAGGAUGGUGGUCAACACAGAGAGCAACGUUCUCAUGUUCCAGUUUGAGCACGUAAAGUGGCAGUAUGCCAUGGAAAAAAUGAAACCAAAGAAGAAUAAGGAGAAAGAGGAGGAAAAAGAAGAAAAUAUCCUCGUGGAAAUUCUCUCCAAGUCAAAUACUCAGAUUCACAGCCCGAGAGAGUCUGUAUCCAGUAAACAAACUGUGAUCCAGGAGCUCCUGCCAAAGAAACCUCCCAAGUGCCGAGUACUCCUGAAGCCGGCCAAGUUAUCUUCAGCAGUGUUAACAGAGGUACCUCAAAGUCAAGGAAAGUCAAAAUUACCCCGGAGAGACGCGGAUGAUGUGGAAAAAGGACAAAAACAAGGAGAAUUGGAAACUCCAGAGGAAUUGAUCAAUCACCCAAAGAGAAAGUCUUGGAAAAUCCCUAUGACACCUGAUCGAUUCCUCCUGACUGUCAGCGCCCUGCAGCAAGCCCAUAAUUCUGGGGAAUUUGCCUAUCCCUGUAGGCCCCAAACAGAAAUCAUUGAUGCCUGGGGACCUUCAAUUACAUACCCAAGGAAGGUCUUGAAUCUCAAAGGAGAAUCCAUCCAACAUGCAGUUAAUCGGUUGAGAUUCAGCAAUCCUCCCAUAGAUGUGAAACAAACCAGCAUUCCCCUUGAAAUCCGGAAACUGCAGCCCAACUUGAAGAACUCUUUGCACAGUCCCAGAGUCCAGUCCACCAUACCCCAGCCCAUGAUUAUCCGCUCCAGGUUCUCUGGCAGCUUAAAGGGUGGAGACCAAGUGACCAGUUCAAUUGAAAGGGCAGUGUGCAGUACGGGUCCCCUGACCAGUAUGCAGGUCAUUAAACCAAACCGCAUGCUAGCUCCACGAAUGGGCACAGCCACCCUGUCUCUUAAGAAAGAGCAGCCUCGAAUCUACACAGCCCUUGAUCCCCUUAGAGUGAACACUGAGUUCGUGCUGUUAACUGUGAAGGAGGAGAAAGAAUACCAGGAAGCCAAGAUGAAGGAAUAUCAGGCCAGGGAGUCCACUGGAGUGGUUGAUCCAGAAAAAGCUCGCAAAGCCGCGUGGAUCAGAAAAAUCAAAGGCCUGCCUAUUGAUAGUUUCAUGAAGCAAGGGAAAACAGUGGCCCCUGAACUUGGACAAAAUGUUUUUAUCUAAACCAGCCUUGGGAAAUUACAAUGUCUUACAAUAAACAGAAAGCCAGGUGGA